This is a messenger RNA of Anopheles aquasalis, 835 nucleotides long. Its product is annotated as protein lethal(2)essential for life. Gene Ontology annotation, cellular component: cytoplasm; nucleus. The record is from RefSeq and is a predicted model, not a curated record. Gene Ontology annotation, biological process: response to heat; protein refolding. Lineage: Eukaryota; Metazoa; Arthropoda; Insecta; Diptera; Culicidae.
UUCUCAAGCGAAAGCGUUCGUGUUAUUAUCGUCCUACGGUGCAUCGUCCAUCAAAACCAUUUUGUGUAAGCAUAUCCUAGCAACCAGUGAUAGGAAAAAAACAUCGUGAAAGUAGUGAAAAUGUCGAUCGUACCGAUUUUCUUCCGUAACUGGUGGGAAGAUGAGUGGGACCGGCCUUUGCGUAGCUCUCGGCUUCUCGACCAGCACUUUGGCAGUGGAAUUGGUGGUGACGAUUUGCUGGGAGCGUUGGCCGCCGUCACAGAGCCACGCCAUCGCAGACACCCUCUAAACCAUCAUCACCACCAUCACGGUUCAGGACGUUACGUUCGCCCGUGGCACAGCUCCUGUGUGGCCAACAAACGGGACAGCGGCUCGACGGUGAAUGUGACCAACGAUAAGUUCCAAAUCAAUCUGGAUGUGCAGCAGUUCGCCCCGGAGGAAAUCUCAGUGAAAUACGUGGACAAAAGCCUGGUGGUGGAAGGAAAGCAUGAGGAGAAGCAGGACGAGCAUGGAUACAUUUCGCGCCACUUUGUACGCCGCUACACGCUGCCGGCUGGCCACAACGAGAACCAGAUUGAAUCCUCGCUUUCGUCGGACGGCAUCCUUACCAUCACAUGUCCUCGUCUGGCCAUCGAGAAAAAGCCCGAGAAAAGCAUUCCCAUAACGCACACCGGAAAACCAUCGAAAAUGGCUGUCGAUCAGCAGCCGAAUGGUGCACAGGAAACCAAAGGAAAAUGAACUGUUUGAUAUGGCUCAGUAUUUAAUUAUGUCUGCUUUUGUUCUCAUAGUUUGUAAUAAAAUAUUAUAAAAUAUCACUCAUUCCAUACACAACCAA